Messenger RNA from Priapulus caudatus, 789 nucleotides. RefSeq names its product 5-hydroxytryptamine receptor 1D-like. Lineage: Eukaryota; Metazoa; Priapulida; Priapulimorpha; Priapulimorphida; Priapulidae. Gene Ontology annotation, cellular component: membrane; dendrite. The transcript has a single exon. The record is from RefSeq and is a predicted model, not a curated record. Bases 1 to 789 code for a protein of 262 amino acids. Gene Ontology annotation, molecular function: G protein-coupled serotonin receptor activity; neurotransmitter receptor activity. Gene Ontology annotation, biological process: chemical synaptic transmission; G protein-coupled receptor signaling pathway, coupled to cyclic nucleotide second messenger.
AUGUUGGCCAUCUCUAUGGACCGGCUGUGGUCCGUCACCUGGAGUGUUCACUACAGAAACAACAACACGACGAGAAAGACGAUCGCCAUCAUCAGCGUCGUUUGGUUGCUUGACGUCAUCCUCAUUCUACCGGCGAUGAUUGUCGACCGCGUCCGGGAACACCCGAAGUGGAGCGAUCCGACGCUACCCGGAUUCCGAUACCACUGCUUCUGGGAUCCGGCUCGGAACGGCGUCUUCAUUUACUCGGUGAUGGUGAUAUUCAUCGAGUCUUCACUGCCGAUGAUAAUCAUCUGCUACGUCGGCGUGUUUUACGCGGUGAAAAAGCGCGCGAAAAUGAACGGGGCGGCCAUUUGGCAAGCAUCUCGCAGUAUUUCCACUAACUUUAGCAACGUGGCUAGCAGCAGCCGGACAACCGAGCAAGAGAGGCCGACGGGAGACGCAGUAUCAGCAGGUGUCGUAGUCACGUCGCCGAGGAUAAACAGUGCAAGCGCGUCGGUCGGACGGCCCGUGCCGACGACGGUAGUACUCGCCGUCGUCGCUGGGAGGCGUGGCGGUAGCCGACGCACUUUCGUCGUGCUCACCUACGUAGUGGUACCCUUUAUUUUCUGUUGGGGCGUCUUCUUUGUGUUGCUUAACGUAAAGGUGGCGGAUCCGAACAGCAUUUCAGACACGACCUACACGCUGCUGUUCUGGCUGCCAUAUUUUAACAGCACCUUGAACCCCGUCCUGUACGGUAUCAGUAAUCCGGAAAUUAGAAAGGUCAUCCGUCAAAUUCUACAAUGUAAAUAA